Molecule: messenger RNA, 1026 nt
Organism: Solanum dulcamara
Lineage: Eukaryota; Viridiplantae; Streptophyta; Magnoliopsida; Solanales; Solanaceae
Exons: 5
Coding region: 80-634 (184 amino acids)
Source: RefSeq, a predicted model, not a curated record
AAUUACAAAUAAUUUCUUGAUUUAUGACUUAUCUAUACCAUCUUCAGCUCUCCUUCACCUGUAACUCCAACAACCAGCUAUGGCAGUUCCUACACUAAUCUCUAUCCCAAAACUGCCCCUUUUCCCCCAAACAAACCGAACCCAAUUUCUCCUCUCUGCAAAGAGAAGAUCCCAAUUUUCAUCACCCAUUGAAAGCUGCUCAUCUCAGAACUUGAAAAAUGCAGCUACAAUUUUGGGGGUCACUGGAAUUGCUUUGACCACAUUAAUGGUGGGAACUGAAACAGCGUCUGCUUCAGAAAUAGCUAUAAUGGGUUCUUCUUUCCAAUUCAAUGAACCCUCUAAUGCUCUCUCUUUACCCACUUGGGCUAUUCAUGUUUCCAGCGUUGUUGAAUGGGUUACUGCAAUGGCUCUGGUUUGGCAAUAUGGUGAGAAAUCUGGAAAUGCUUCUUGGAAGGGACUCUCUUGGGGCAUGGUGCCUCUGUUAGGUGGAGCGUUUUGUGCCUGCACAUGGCAUUUCUUUUACAACUCCGAGUCCCUUGAGGUAUUAGUGGCUCUACAAGCAGCUUUGACAGUUCUUGGUAAUGCCACAAUGUGCAUCGCUGCAUUCCGUAUAUACAGAUCACAGGAGCAAUAAAGGAAUUAUUGAUCAUUGAGUUUGGUUUACUUCCUCAAAUUUCAUCACUCACUCAGUUUCCUUAUCUACAUGAAGAAGAAACAUUAUAUGUCAAACACUGUAAUAUAUCGUACAUAGUUGACAUAAAGUAUGUAGAAUGAGAUGAAGUGUCCAUUCCAUGGUAGGAAGUAAAAAGCUUUUAGCAAGAAAACCAGUGUGGAUCAAGCCUUGACUUUAGCUUUUCCAGUUGCAUUGAUGUACAUAUUUAAACAACUCCUUUUAGACAUCUUACGAUGGCAAUUAUUGACUUUCUAGGAACUGUUGUUGUCAAAUAUCAUAUCUGGAAUCUUUAACACUCUUCUUGUUUGUGUACUGUAUUAUUUGUCUAAUAAUCUACUUGACUAGUUUCUUAA